AUGGCAGCCGGCGAGGAGAAACAGCACCUGCUGAGCGAGGGUGCAGGCGGGUCCUACCUGGGGGCUGCACAAAAGAACGGGCACAACUCGGUGCCGGGACAGGCACCCGCCCUGGAGCUGGGGGCACGGCGCAGCCGGCACUGCCACGCACGGGGGGCUGCCGGCCACCCAGGCCAGCAGCAGCGGGCGCGCAGGAAGCUCUACCUGGCUGCCGGCAUCUGCCUCGUCUUCAUGGUGGGGGAAGCCGUGGAGAUCCUGGGGGCCCUGCUCUCCGUGCUCUCCAUCUGGGUGGUGACGGGCGUCCUGGUCUACCUGGCGGCCCAACGCCUGCUCUCGGCUGACUACAACAUCGAGGGCGGCGUCAUGCUCAUCACCUCCGCCUGCGCCGUGGCCGUCAACAUCGUGAUGGGGGCGGCUCUGCACCAGACGGGGCACGGGCACAGCCAUGGAGCGGCCGGUGAGCAGCCCAACGCCAGCGUCCGCGCUGCCUUCGUCCACGUCGUGGGGGACCUGCUGCAGAGCGUCGGCGUCCUCAUCGCGUCCUACAUCAUCUUCUUUAAGCCCGAGUACAAGUAUGUGGAUCCCAUCUGCACCUUCCUCUUCUCCGCGCUGGUGCUGGGGACGACGCUGACCAUCCUCCGCGACGUCGUCCUCGUCCUCAUGGAGGGCACCCCAAAAGGGAUGGAUUUCAACGCCGUGCGGGAGACGCUGCUGGCAGUGGCGGGGGUGGAGGCCGUGCACAGCCUCCACAUCUGGGCGCUGACGGCGGCGCAGCCGCUGCUCUCGGUGCACAUCGCCAUCAACGCGGGUGCCAGCGCGCAGGAGGUGCUGGAGGAGGCCAGCUCCCGGCUGCAGGGCACCUUCCGCUUCCACACCACCACCAUCCAAGUGGAGAGCUACUCCGAGGAGAUGCGGGACUGCCGGGAGUGCCAGCCCCCCCGCGACUGAACCCCCAACCCCCCGGCAGCCCCCUCGUGACCCGG
This is a messenger RNA of Gymnogyps californianus (California condor), 983 nucleotides long. It is a transcript of the gene SLC30A2, whose product is annotated as solute carrier family 30 member 2. Gene Ontology annotation, molecular function: zinc ion transmembrane transporter activity. Gene Ontology annotation, cellular component: plasma membrane. Lineage: Eukaryota; Metazoa; Chordata; Aves; Accipitriformes; Cathartidae. The record is from RefSeq and is a predicted model, not a curated record. Gene Ontology annotation, biological process: response to zinc ion; zinc ion transmembrane transport. The transcript has 7 exons. The coding region runs from base 1 to 948 and encodes 315 amino acids.